Lagenorhynchus albirostris (white-beaked dolphin) is the source of this 1956-nucleotide messenger RNA. RefSeq lists its product as uncharacterized. NCBI's taxonomy places the organism in Eukaryota, Metazoa, Chordata, Mammalia, Artiodactyla, Delphinidae. The record is from RefSeq and is a predicted model, not a curated record. The coding region runs from base 388 to 1863 and encodes 491 amino acids. Gene Ontology annotation, molecular function: nucleic acid binding; RNA-DNA hybrid ribonuclease activity. The transcript has 2 exons.
GGAUUCAAAAAUUCACCCACCUUGUUUGAUGAGGCCCUACACGAGGAUCUCAGUGAGUACCGGAGACAAAACCCCGAUGUAACCCUCCUGCAGUAUGUUGAUGAUCUCUUAAUAGCUGCUGAGACCACUGAAGCCUGCCUGCAGGGAACCAGAAACCUCCUACAGACUCUCGGCACCCUGGGAUACCGGGCCUCUGCCAAGAAAGCGCAGAUCUGCAGGCCUGAGGUAACUUACCUGGGGUAGCUAUUGAAAGGGGGGCAACGAUGGCUCACAGAUGCACAGAAGGAAACUGUCCUCCGCAUCCCCAGACCCACCACGCCUCGACAGGUGAGGGAAUUUUUGGGGUCAGCGGGGUUCUGCCGUUUAUGGAUACCCAAAUUUGCUGAAAUGGCCAAACUGCUAUACUUAGCCACCAAAGAGCAGACGCCCUUUAAAUGGACAGAGGAGGCUGAGCAGUCAUUUCAGCAGAUCAAAACUGCCUUGCUAUCCGCACCCGCCCUGGGUCUCCCUGAUGUCUCCAAACCCUUCCACCUCUUUGUGGAUGAAAGCAAAGGCAUAGCUAAGGCCGUGUUGACCCAGCCCCUCGGUCCUUGGCCCAGGCCUGUCGCUUACCUAUCAAAGAAAUUGGACCCAGUGGCUGCCGGCUGGCCUCCUUGCCUCCGGAUGAUCGCCGCCACGCCCCUAAUGGUAAAGGAGGCUGACAAACUAACUAUGGGACAGGAGUUGCAUGUCACCACCCCCCACGCCAUCGACGGGGUUCUCAAACAGCCUCCCGACCGAUGGAUGAGCAAUGCUCGACUGGUCCACUACCAGGGUCUACUGUUAAAUCCCCUCAGAAUCAGCUACACUCCGCCGCGGGCAUUAAACCCUGCCUCCCUAUUACUUGACCCAGAUUUGGACUCCCCACUCCAUGACUGUGCAGAGGUACUGGCCCAGAUCCAUGGGGUUCGGGAAGACCUACGUGACCAGCCCCUACCGGAUGCACAAGUCACAUGGUUCACUGUCGGCAGCAGCUUUGUCCAGCAAGGUCAGAGGUAUGCGGGGGCAGCGGUAACAUCAGAAACUGAGGUGAUAUGGGCAGAGACUCUCCCCCCGAGGACCUCAGCCCAAAAAGCUGAAUUAAUUGCCCUGACCCAAGCUCUCAAGAUGAGCAAAGGCCAAAAAGCCACCAUAUAUACAGACAGCCGGUAUGCUUUCGCUACCGCACAUAUACAUGGGGCAAUAUACCGAGAGCGGGGACUACUCACAGCGGAGGGCAAAGACAUCAAGAACAAAGAGGAAAUCCUGGCCUUGCUAGCGGCCAUAUGGGAACCCAAAAAGCUAGCCAUUGUACACUGCCCGGGGCAUCAAAAACCCACGAAUCCAGUCGCCCGAGGCAACAAUUUGGCAGACCAGACGGCUCGAAAGGCGGCACACACUCCAAUACCAUUACUUCCCCUGCACCUGCCGGAUCCAGGGCCCCGGGAACUACCGCCCCAACCCGACUACUCGGAGGAUGACAUCAGAUGGAUGAGCAAGCUCCCUCUAACCCAGGUUAGAGACGGAUGGUGGCGGGACGCUAAGAACGAUAUCCUCCUUCCUGAGAAACUAGGAACCCUGGUCCUUGAACGGAUCCACCGUAGCACCCACUUGGGCGCCCGACGGCUACAGGAUCUUAUCAGGCAGACUGGACUUAAAAUUAAAAAUGUCUCCGAGAAGACUGAACGACUGGUUGCUGACUGUGCAGUCUGCCAACUCCAUAAUGCCAGCACCCACCCGUCAACCACUGGCAUCCGGGAAAGAGGAAACCAGCCCGGAGCCUACUGGGAAGUGGACUUCACGGAGCCUUACAGCGGACACACGAGACAAUCUGGCCCAAACUAAAAGAGCUAUAUGCAACAGGACCCCCGCCUACUCCACACCAGCUCCGGCCAGGUGACUGGGUCCUUGUCAAACGCCAUCGACAAGAGACCCUAG